GUUUAAUGGCAUUUCAGCAGUGUGCACAGUGUCACCCAUGGUUCAGUAAUGUGCUGUUAGGUACAGGAAGCUGUGCCUGUUCAGUCUGACACUUAGCAUUGCUGCUUGCCAAGUGCACCAGGUCUAAAGAAAUUGUUAAGAGGAUUUGUAAGCUCGUGUCAAAGCAUAUUCAUUUAGUAUUAUUGGAUACUACCAUUAGGUUGCAGUAAUGGAGCUGUUUCUCAAGAUUUUGAAUCUAAAUGGAGUAUUUAAGCUGUUUUAGUGUUGGACUUUGCAAAGCUUGUCCUAUUUUUAUUUUUUUUUGUUUAACUUCCUAACAUCUUCGUUCUCAGAGGCUGCAAUUUGGGUUUGAUCUCUGCCCAAGACCACUAUUUAAAUGAAGGGCCUUAAAUGAUUGAAAUUGCAGGAGGAAAGCAUUUUCUGUUCUCUUUAGGCAUACGUUCCGUUGAACUUGCUUCAGCUCUUAAAUUCAGUCAUCUUGACAUGAGCAAAGGCAUCUAUCUCAACAUGUGCAAUUAAUUGCUGCAAGAAACAGCUACGGUACGUUUUGGGGAGGGGGUUAGGUUUUGUGGUUUAGGUGAUGGAAUCAGCAAUAGUCUUGCAUCAUGCAUGGUAUGUUCAUCUUUGUUCCCCUGUCAGCCUCCCUGAUCUUUGGCAAAGAUCUUCAACUUCAGAAAGCCUUGCUUGUGUUCGUUACCGUGUUCUCGUUAAAUUCUUGAACUCAUGGUCUGAUGUGGUGUAACUGCUCUAAACCCAACUACCUGCUUGGUUACAGCUGAGCUUGAUAACCUUCGUGUAGGAAAUAGGUAAUAGUGGAUGUCUGGUCUCACAGGCAUUUCCCUCUGAAAGCUGGUUUACUCCAUGUCUUCAACAUUUUCAUUACAGAUUGUUUUGUGGGGUGUGCAUGGGAAGCCUGGUUGGUCUGGUUGUUACAUGUGACUAACCAAGCUCAUUAUCACCUAAAAAGCUAUUUUAAGGCUUAAAAUACUCAUUCUAUAGUGAUGAUUAGGAAUUUGAACUUUCUCCGUAGAGAGAAGCAGAUCUGGAAUUUGAUAGCAUUUUUAACCUUUUAUCUAGUACUGUUCCAUGGUGUGGGUGCCUAGAGUUGCAGGCCUGGUGUACUCAGAAUCCCCUCUGAACAGGACAGCUUCCUGGCAUGGAGUUUAGCAGUGAUACUUUCCUGUGAGAAACUGGGACAAGUGAGCGUUGCUACGUUGGAGGAAGAGGUCCACAAGGUUGUGUUUGAUUUUGGAAGUUCUCUGAGUGGGUGUGUAUGGGGUUGGCAGGUGUUGUCAGGAAACAUGUAAUAACUCAGUCAGGAAUAAUUUGUGUGUUUGGGGAUGCAGAAGGAAGUAGCAACAAUUGUUGCUGUGUCAGGCAUCAUUUGUUGUUUUGAAUCAGUUAAUUUAGUGAGACUGUCUUGGUGCCAGCUUUUAGGUAAUAACAGCUGCCCAUUUCUCCCAAGUCAUGGUAAAGUAGUUCUUUGAGUGCUUGGGCUGAGGAUGGGGUGGCAUGUUGCUUCCAGGGUGGCAAUAAUUCAGAGUGCUUGAGUCUCCAAUGCAGGGGCGAAUUCUGUCAGCAAGUGGGACAUGAACCUAUGCUAUUUUGUCCUUGAAACUGCAAAGCCUAUGGGUAUAUCCUGUCCUGCCUUGCAGGAGCCUGGGGUUAUGUUGCUACAAUGCUAGUGGGUUAGCCCUGGUUUGGGAAGGAGCUGGGGAAAGGUGUUUUGGGUAAGGGUGAUCCGACUCCAUUUCCUCAGGCUUUCAGUUCAUUCUCUUCAGUACCUGGCUGGCAUUAAGGUGAGUGCAAGCUGUGUCAGCUGGGUGGUGGGCAUUCAUCUUCCACGUGGCAGGACAGCAGUGGGGUUGUCAGCAUGGGAAGUUCCCGUUUGCCUCAUACCCUGUCAUGAAGCCAACGUGAAGCUGGGAGGAGGGAGAAGCAAAAGAAGCCCUGCUUCCAACCAGAGAAGGGGCUCAGCCUGCCAGCCCUGUCCUCCUGUCCACAUGCCUGGGCAGCACAGUGCUUCUUUCUUCCCUCCCUCUGUUGCUUUUUGUGUCCUGGUAACGUUGCUUAUGUUAGAGACCGUAUAUGUUGGUAACAUGGCUGCAUUUUAGGGUGCAGAAAGCUUCCUGUGGUCCUCUGAGCUGCUCUGAAGGCUGUAGCUCCAGGAGGAAUGAACAAAACUCACCCCCAGUGAACCGCCCCUGUGUAGCCACCCAUAACUGGACAGGCUUCUUGUGCAAUGACAGAGUGACCUGCAUCCCAGCCAGCCAGGUCUGUGAUGGAACUGCCAACUGUAGAAAUGGAGAGGAUGAGCAGGAGAAACUCUGUGGUGACCUGCCCCACAGCCUGCCGGCAUACCUGGUUUUCCACUGCGGUAACCCUGAGCACUGGGUCUAUGCUGACCAGAGGUGUAAUGGGAUGAACGACUGCGGAGACUGCUCCGAUGAGAUGGGGAGCUUGGCUGCCUGCCCUCCCUGCGGCCCAGCGUGGUGGAACUGCAGCCCUGUUCACUACAAGUACUGCUCCUGUGUGCCCAGGGCACUGUGCCGCGAUGGUGUGCAGCACUGUGUGAGCUGGUCGGAUGAGUACCUCUGCAGGCCGUGAGGUCUGGGCACCAAGAAGUGUUUGACACGGCGAGGUGCUUCCUGCACUGUCACUUCCUGCUGUGCCACCACCCUGGAAAUUCUGGCACAAGCAGGCCCAGGUGAGCAGCUGCAAAAGGCCUGCAGCAGAGAUGGGUGCUGUGCUGCUGGCAUCCAGGUGCUGCAGGCCGGGCAUCAGCUGUGGGACACCUCUGUGGGUUCUCCUGAGCACCUCUUGGGGCUCUGAGGGUGCGGAGUGGCAGCUUGGUGCUUAAUGAGCAGCUGUUGGACUGAGAUGUGUUGUAGAGCAGUUAGAAAGUGAAAAAGGAGGGAAACGAAGUCUGUUGCAUCCUUGGAGCUGUGAGCAGAGGAAAACCAAGAGCUGCUGCCAGGCCAUGGGAUGACAUGGGAUCUGCUCAGUUUGCUCCUCUGCCAGUGCCGCAGGACCAGCCAGCUGCCUUUACAGCACCCACGAGAUGUAGGUACAGAUGUGUCAUUGAAAUAUAAGAAAGCUGUGGUCUUUCUCUCUUCUUUUGAAAACCUUGCCUGUGUCUGAAACACCAAUCCCAGAUCUAGUAUUCCAGGCCUCCAAAAACCACUGGGCACUAUUCUUCCUGCAUGCCAGCGCAUAGAUCUUCAAAAAUAAAUCCCGGUUCACUCA
This is a messenger RNA of Lagopus leucura (white-tailed ptarmigan), 3246 nucleotides long. It is a transcript of the gene LDLRAD1, whose product is annotated as low density lipoprotein receptor class A domain containing 1. NCBI's taxonomy places the organism in Eukaryota, Metazoa, Chordata, Aves, Galliformes, Phasianidae. Gene Ontology annotation, molecular function: protein binding. The record is from RefSeq and is a predicted model, not a curated record. Gene Ontology annotation, cellular component: plasma membrane. The coding region runs from base 2089 to 2607 and encodes 172 amino acids. The transcript is spliced from 4 exons.